Molecule: messenger RNA, 2052 nt
Organism: Recurvomyces mirabilis
Lineage: Eukaryota; Fungi; Ascomycota; Dothideomycetes; Mycosphaerellales; Teratosphaeriaceae
Exons: 5
Coding region: 1-2052 (683 amino acids)
Biological process (GO): Mo-molybdopterin cofactor biosynthetic process; molybdenum incorporation into molybdenum-molybdopterin complex
Cellular component (GO): cytosol; cytoplasm
Molecular function (GO): molybdopterin molybdotransferase activity
Source: RefSeq, a predicted model, not a curated record
AUGCCUACUCCUCGGAAGCUCCGUGCGGCCAUCUUGAUCAUCUCGGAAACUGCCAGCCGUGAUCCUUCAACUGAUAAAGGCAUUCCUGCAUUGCAAGAAGUCUUCUCUCGGAUCGCCCCCGACAGAUGGGAUGUCAGCGAGACGAAGAUAGUGACGGAUGACCGACAGGCCAUUGCCGACGCUGUGACGAGCUGGACAGAUGUGGAGGAGGACUGUUUGAGCUUGGUGCUGACGAGUGGUGGGACUGGGUUUACGCAGAAGGAUGUUACGCCUGAGGCUAUCUCGCCACUCAUUCACAAACAAGCCCCUGGACUCGUACAUGGCAUGCUCGCCGCAUCAUUACAAGUAACUCCAUUCGCGAUAAUGGCCCGACCAGUAGCUGGUGUGCGGAAUAAAUCUCUCAUCAUCACUCUCCCAGGGUCACCGAAAGGAGCCAAGGAGAAUUUAGAAGCUAUUCUACCGCAACUUGCACAUGCUUGUGAGCAGGCCGCAGGCUCUGACUCGAGGACACUGCACGUCGGUGGCACGCAGAAGCUUGAGAAGGACGCUGGUCUGACGUCUCGCUCAAGGCCGCAGGAGACUUCUGUCCAUGGCCAUCAUGAUCACUCUCACAGUCACAGCCAUGGUCACUCUCACGGCCACGGAGGUCAUGCAGGCCCGAGAGCGCAUACGAGACCUGAAGACCGUCCGAUAUCGAAUGAUCCGAAUGCUGGACCAACACAGCGAUAUCGAGACUCACCUUACCCCAUGCUUGCUGUCGAUGAGGUACUCAGAUUGAUAGCUGAACAUACUCCAGAGCCAAGGACAACAAAGGUCCUUGUUGAAGACGACCUAGUCGGCUCAAUAUUGGCCGAGGAUGUGAGAGCUCGAGAAGCCGUGCCGGCCUUUCGAGCAAGUAUAGUGGAUGGCUAUGCCAUCAUUGCUUCAGAGGAUCCAUCAAUGCCGAGCACAAAAGGCGUUUUCCCAGUGACGGGAAUAUCACAUGCACAAGCAGGAGAAGUGCCGGAGCUUGGAACGGGAGAGGUCGCACGUAUUACCACUGGAGCACCCUUACCACCUGGUGCUACUGCUGUUGUGAUGGUUGAAGAUACUGUGUUGAAGACCAUGACCGACGACGGCAAGGAGGAGAAGGAGAUCGAGAUCCUGACAGACGCUAUCAAAGAUGGUGAGAAUGUUCGCGAGGUAGGAAGUGAUGUCAAGCGAGGCGACGUCAUCAUGCGAAAGGGCGAAGGCGUCACGUCGGUAGGCGGCGAGUUUGGGCUUUUGGCCUCAGUAGGCACACAAGAAGUGCUAGUGUUCAAGAAGCCUGUUAUUGGGGUGCUGAGUACUGGCGACGAGAUUGUGCCACAUGAUAGACCUGAGGCCCUGCGAGUAGGAGAGGUCAGAGACACGAAUAGGCCGACUCUACUGACUGCUAUCCGUGGCUCUGGCUUCGAGCCGAUCGACUUUGGCAUCGUUUCAGACAAACCAGGCUCGCUCGAAACCAUCCUUCGGGAAGCUCUCCGCCACGUAGACGUCGUAGUCACAACCGGCGGCGUAAGCAUGGGCGAGCUCGAUCUGCUCAAACCCACAAUCGAGCGUAGCCUAGGCGGCACAAUUCACUUCGGCCGCGUGUCCAUGAAGCCCGGCAAGCCUACCACUUUCGCCACCGUACCUAUCAAAACCAACGACUCCUCCGACCGCGAGAGAAAGCUUAUCUUCUCAUUACCUGGUAAUCCUGCUUCGGCGGUCGUGACGUACCAUCUUUUCGUACUUCCAGCGCUACAGAAGAUGGCUGGGUUCAAAGAGCCAUGGGGUCUGCCGAAGGUGAAAGUUGUGCUGGAGCAAGACGUCAGGUGUGAUGCGAAGAGGAGUGAGUAUCAUCGGGUUGUGAUCAGUGCGAAGGCGGAUGGAAUGCUAUAUGCUACUAGUACUGGUUUCCAGCGGAGUUCGAGGAUAGGGAGCUUCAAGGGUGCCAAUGCAUUACUGUGCUUACCCGCUCAAGCAGGUUCGUUGAGGAAGGGCGAGAAGGCGGAUGCGUUGUUGAUGGGACAGCUAAUUAGUGAACUGUAA